CCUGAGCGUGCAUUUUGAGCACUUAGCUCGGCGAUGCGUCAUGUCGAUCCACUUAUCAGCACCUAUACAUCGCGAUCCAGGAACAGGGUUGGCACAGCGACGCCGCUACCUUGUGCUCUUGUUUCCUCGUGCUCACGUGUCUGGGCCUUGACACUGAACGCCGCGGCUAUAAGUGCAUUUGAAGUGCCAAGAAUGUGGAUGAGAAUCAGGAACAGAGUCAUUCAUCUUGAAUCGACCGACUUGCUUGGCUAUAGCAUGCACAGUUGAGUUACAGUACGCACACGGCAUGCUGAUCGGCCUGACUCGUCUUCACGCGGCUCACAUUCAUCAUAGGAGCCAAGGGCACGGGAAAAGCUCCACGCCGACUCGAGCUGCCAUCUAUGCUAUUCUUCUCUUGCGUGACUUCACCCAUCAGAAUACUCCGGGCCGCCGUCCGUAUUCGACUUGGGCUGAGGAGCGUCGAAGACCUCAUCUUGAUCGUUUCGAUAGUCUUUGUGCAAACGCUGUGCGGGAAAUCCUAUUCACAUUCUCAACACACAGCUGGUUUGGGUACCAACGCAAAUCUGCCACCUACGUUGAACUCGACCUCUUGUUGCAUUGCUGACUUCUCACAGCAGUCCUUGAUCGCCAUGCCAUGCCGUAAAUAGCCUUACAUACGAUCAGCUCAUAACCGAGCGGGCCGUUGGACAUUUUAGCCCUCCAUCGCGCACGCAAGACUUGCGCCACCACAGAUGCUCUUUGCAAACGCGUUGGAUGCAAGUCUUGCUUGAGGUGCUGGCUGGCUACAAAGCGCCGAUCCUAUGGCUGAGCCAGACGCUUCUACCAAGGGACCAGAGCCAUGUCGCAGCGAAGUCCGACACAGGGAUCUGGACCUGACUGCGUAGGUACACUUUGUCACGGCAAGAUGCCCAUGCAGCGAAGGUAUAAGAGAGCACCCUUCGUCGAAGUCAGUCGCAACCGCCUUCCUUCAUGGAAUCCGGUCAAGCAUUCAGAUCUCUCAAUUGAUCUCAUCAGCUGACAGCUGACAGGCAAACACACGCAAAAGCUCAGAGCAACGCAGAAAGCGCGCUAAAUUCUAAAGCUCACGACCCGAAGCCCAGCUUCUCACGUGAGCAUGAGAAAGUCGCUUUGGGAGGCAAGCCUGUUGGUAUAUGAUA
Ceraceosorus bombacis is the source of this 1157-nucleotide messenger RNA. Lineage: Eukaryota; Fungi; Basidiomycota; Exobasidiomycetes; Ceraceosorales; Ceraceosoraceae. The record is from the annotation of a GenBank genome assembly.